Cyclocybe aegerita is the source of this 2334-nucleotide messenger RNA. NCBI's taxonomy places the organism in Eukaryota, Fungi, Basidiomycota, Agaricomycetes, Agaricales, Hemipholiotaceae. The record is from the annotation of a GenBank genome assembly.
AUGGCUUCAAAGAUCCCCGACCAUUCAAUCCGUAUCUGUGCUGACAGAGGGGGCACGUUCUGUGACGUACAUGCUUCCUAUCCUGAUCCUGAAAACCUGCACGAGAGGAAGGAGAUAGUCGUAAAGCUAUUGUCACAAGAUACCGCAAAUUACAACGACGCCCCUACGGAAGGAAUUCGACGUGUUUUAGAGAUUGUGACGGGCGAAAAGAUCCCAAGAGGAUCCAUACUAGAGACUGAAAAAAUUGACUACAUCCGUCUAUCGACGACAGUAGCCACCAAUGCACUUCUCGAGCGAAAAGGGCACAAACACGCCUUGUUGAUAACGAAAGGCUUCAAAGAUCUCCUGCUCAUCGGGAACCAAUCGCGUCCAAAGAUAUUCGACUUGAACAUCCGACGCCCGCCCCCACUCUACUCCACGGUCAUUGAGGUUGACGAACGCGUGACGUUGGUCGGUUACACCUCUGACCCCCAGGCGGAGGAGCAUGCGAUUCAGUUUGACGAAGACGGGAAGGUGACCAGAGGUUAUCGCGGUAAGGGCUGGGAUGGUGUUGGAGAUGCAGAGGGCCCCGGAGAGAUCGUGAAAGGGUUGUCAGGCGAGGCCGUUAGGAUCAUGAAGAAACCUGACGUCGCAGCUGUCAAGCAAGACCUCGAAAGGCUCUACGCAGAAGGCUUCCGGUCCCUCGCCAUCGUCCUCGUCCACUCCUACACCUACCCAGCACAUGAACGCCUCGUCGGCCAAGUUGCACGCGAAGUCGGGUUCACGCAUGUCUCCGAGUCAGCCCAACUAUUACCCAUGAUCAAGAUGGUUCCUCGCGGCGUCUCCUCGACGGCUGACGCUUACCUUACGCCGAUAUUAUGGGACUACCUCGAUGGCUUUUUUAAUGGCUUUGAUAGCAAGCUGCGCGACGGGUCUCUGCGGAGUCCGAGGGUGGAGUUCAUGGGCAGCGACGGUGGUCUUGUAGAUUUGAACAACUUCUCGGGCCUCAAGAGUAUCCUUAGUGGUCCGGCCGGCGGGGUGGUGGGGUACGCUCUGACGAGCUGGGAUGAAAAGCUGAAACAUCCCAUCAUUGGGUUGGACGUAGGCGGUACCUCAACAGACGUCUCUCGAUUCCACGGUCGAUACGAGGUGGUAUACGAGACGACAACGGCAGGCGUCACUAUCCAGUCACCUCAGCUCGACAUCAAUACCGUCGCUGCUGGCGGCGGGUCGUGCCUCACGUUCCGGAAUGGCCUUUUUCUCGCUGGACCUGAAAGUGCUGGUGCACAACCUGGGCCAGCUUGUUAUCGGCUGACCCCCUGCAUGAAAUUCAAUAGGAAAGGAGGCCCGCUUGCUGUUACGGACGCGAACCUGCUUCUUGGUCGACUUAUCCCAGACUACUUCCCCAAGAUAUUCGGCAAGUCGGAGAAUGAGCCUCUCGAUGUCGAGGCUUCUCGCUCUGCCUUCGAGAAGCUCGCAGAGGAUAUCAACAAAACACAAGAAAAGAAGCUGGAGUUGGACGAGAUUGUUUAUGGGUUCAUCAAGGUCGCAAACGAGACGAUGUGUCGCCCUAUCAGAGCACUGACGGAGGCCAGGGGCCAUGCGACCUCUAAACAUACUCUAGCGAGCUUUGGUGGCGCAGGCGGGCAACACGCCUGUGAAAUUGCAAGUUUGCUAGGGAUCAAAACCGUCUUGAUUCAUCGAUAUAGUUCUAUCUUGUCUGCCUACGGCCUUGCGCUUGCAGACCGCGUCUACGAACUUCAAGAGCCAUCCUCGACGUCUUAUACCCCGCAGAACGUUCCUUCCUUGAUUUCUCGUCUCGACAAAAUGACGGCGGACGUCCAUUCGGAGCUCCGAAACCAAGGCUUUGAAGAUCACCGGAUCCAUAUCGAGCGUGUUCUGAAUAUGCGCUUCGAGGGCACGGACACGGCGCUGAUGGUUCUGCCCACGGAGAAGGACGGCGAUAGGAAAGAGGACUUCGGGGCUGCGUUCAAGAGGGUAUACAAGUCGGAGUUCGGGUUCUUGCUCGAUACGAAGAGCAUUAUCGUUGAUGAUAUCAAGGUUCGAGGAAUCGGCAAGACCUUUGACUCGCUCGGCCAAUCCGUCUACUCCGAGGUCGCCCAGCUAUCCCAGCGAGCAGUAGACCAUCAAGCGAAAAUAGAGACACGCUACAGCGUAUAUUUCGAUAAAGUCGGCCGGGUGGACGACACCCCUGUCUUUUUGCUCGACAACCUAGAGAUCGGUGACGCGGUGGAAGGCCCUGCGAUGAUCCUCGAUGAUACGCAGACAAUCGUGAUCGUUCCAGGAGCGAAGGCGGUAUUAACGAGCAAGCAUUUGUAUAUUACGCUGGGGUGA